AUGAGGCUACCCAGAAGGGUCCCGUGGGCGUCUCUCGCUGAACUCGAUCAGGUCUGUGCAGCUAUUUAUGGAGACGAGAAUGACGUUGACGCAAAGAUAUUCGCCAUAAACAGGAUUGCCGCAUGGAAAGCCGUUACGGCGCUUCCUCAUGCCGUCGAAUCGACGCUUGCCUUUCUGGUAGUCAUCAUCGAAGAUACCAAGCAGGGUGCCACUCCUCCGAUUCUUCUCCGCCACAGCUAUGCCGCUGCUGUUAUCAGACUGGUCAAUGGACUCGUAGAUCCUCUACAAGUUGGGACGUACGCGCGUUCAAUUUCGGCCAUUGCUCAACAGCUUGGCCUGCCGAACUGGCUGGUGGAACUUAGACACGCUGCAACUCACGAGGACCUUCCUAGCUUGAGUCUUUUACAAGAAGCAGCGAGGCAGUCCAUGUCAUGGCUUCUACACAACUAUUACCUCCCUAUCUUGAACCCCGUCUCCACUCGACUGACCACUUCAGCACCACCUCUUCGCCCACUCGCCCCAAUGCUCAAGUUCUACAAGAACACAAUGAAGUCCAUUACACGAGACGUGUCUCUUAUGUCACAGCUCAAGCCCAAAAUCGUCGGUAUCCUCAGGGACCUCGAACGUUGGAUAGCGGAAUGCAGAGUCACUGCGAAUGUUGCUGUCGGAGAAGUGGGUUGGUAUGCAGGACAAACCGACGGAGCGGACACUGACGCGAAAGAGACCUGGGCGCUGGAGAGAUUCUGCGAUGGGUUGGCUGAGAAGGGAAUGCUUGUCCCGCUUUCCAAGAAAAAACGUCAACUGGCGGGCGAGGACCUCUUGCCGAAUAAGUCAUCUGUCGCUUUCUGGGACCCUCUACUGCAACACGUUCAAACCAUCCAUGUCGAUUUCCCUUAUGUCCUUUGCCGACGGUUGGUGUCCACCCUGCUAACGGCAAACACCUCGCCUGAGGCACCAACAACGGACGCUUCCUACGACAUGUUUCUCGCGUCUUGGGUAAUAUGGACUAUCGAGACAUGGCAAGACACGUCCAGUGUCUACCUCGAUCUCAAAUGGGAAACGGUGGUGCACUUAAUGAAAGGGCUAGGUUGCGAGUCCCCUCUUGCAUCUCGAAACCGUUCAGCCAUCUCUGCUCUCCUCAAGAACCUAACUUCUGGUCAAGAAGAACUGGAGUCGGUAACAUCCUUACUACUUCGACCAAACACUCAACUUUCAGGGCCUGAGUGGAAUCCUAGUGAUUUGCAUGUGAUGGAGGAGCGAAAUAAACUCCUCCAGUUGACCAUGCUGGAACCAUUAUCGAAUUCAAAACAAUCGAACUCGUCCCCACAGGAAUCAAGUCAGGACAUCGCCAUUCCAGGUUGUUUGUAG
Molecule: messenger RNA, 1368 nt
Organism: Cyclocybe aegerita
Lineage: Eukaryota; Fungi; Basidiomycota; Agaricomycetes; Agaricales; Hemipholiotaceae
Source: the annotation of a GenBank genome assembly